AAUCCAGCUGUAGUCCGGCCUAAGCCCUCUCUAAUACUCCUUGAAGAGCUGAGUUGUCAAUAACAUAAUCCCCAAAGAGAGGAAAAAAGGUGAGGAAAAAAUGAGUGUGAUCGACAUUUUGACUCGGGUGGAUGCGAUCUGCAAGAAGUAUGACAAAUACGACAUUGAAAAGCAGAAGGAUUCCAACGUUGCCGGCGAUGACGCAUUCGCUCGCCUUUACGCCGCCGUAGACUCCGACAUCGAGGCUGCUCUUCAGAAAGCGGAGACUGCUGCGCAGGAGAAGAGUAGGGCGUCAGCUGUGGCGAUCAAUGCGGAGAUUCGGAGAACGAAGGCCCGGUUGUUGGAGGAGGUCCCCAAACUGCAGAGAUUAGCUGUCAAGAAGGUUAAGGGGCUUUCAACAGAAGAAAUUGCUGCCCGUAACGAUUUGGCACUUGCAUUGCCUGAUAGGAUUCAAGCGAUACCAGAUGGUGGUGCAGCUGCACCCAAGCAACCAGGAGGUUGGGGAACUUCAGCUCCUCGUAAAGAAAUUAAAUUCGAUUCAGAUGGACGGUUCGACAGUGAAUAUUUUCAGCAAACUGAAGACUCAAGUCAGUUCAGACAAGAGUAUGAAAUGCGGAAAAUGCGACAGGACCAAGGUUUGGAUGUCAUAGGAGAAGGUUUGGAUACUUUAAAAAACAUGGCCCAUGACAUGAAUGAGGAAUUGGACAGGCAAGUUCCUCUGAUGGAUGAGAUUGACACCAAGGUGGACCAGGCAACAUCUGACCUUAAAAAUACCAAUGUUAGACUUAAGGACACUGUUAACCAGUUUUGUACCAGCUGCGAUCUAGUCGAAAUUUUUGUAUCGACAUCAUUUUGCUCUGUAUUAUUCUUGGUAUUGCAGCCUAUUUAUACAAUGUAUUGAAGAAGUAAAAAGUGGUUUCAAGUGCUUACAGAUGGUACCGUUUGACUUUUUUGUAUUGGUUUCAAGAGCUUCCAAAUGGUACCGUACAAUGAUUUCAAUUUCUUCUGCAUUUUGAGAUGUUGCUGUGUGCUUGGUUGUAUAUUUUUAUUAGAUUAUAAUGUUCAUGAGUUUUCGUGUGUAAAACAUGCCUUCUGCUUUGGAAAUACUAGAUAAUUCGUUGUGUAUUACAGUGACAUUUCUUGAUUCUCCUUUCGCUCUAUAUCGAUACUUGUAUUCAAAUGUGUAACAUUUUUAGUGAGAUUUUAAUUUCAAAUUUUUAUCUACUGGGAUA
Molecule: messenger RNA, 1232 nt
Organism: Olea europaea var. sylvestris
Lineage: Eukaryota; Viridiplantae; Streptophyta; Magnoliopsida; Lamiales; Oleaceae
Product: syntaxin-71-like
Exons: 9
Coding region: 101-901 (266 amino acids)
Biological process (GO): vesicle fusion; intracellular protein transport
Cellular component (GO): endomembrane system; membrane; SNARE complex
Molecular function (GO): SNARE binding; SNAP receptor activity
Source: RefSeq, a predicted model, not a curated record